This is a messenger RNA of Agrilus planipennis (emerald ash borer), 578 nucleotides long. RefSeq lists its product as uncharacterized. Lineage: Eukaryota; Metazoa; Arthropoda; Insecta; Coleoptera; Buprestidae. The transcript is spliced from 3 exons. The record is from RefSeq and is a predicted model, not a curated record. Bases 4 to 468 code for a protein of 154 amino acids. Gene Ontology annotation, molecular function: nucleic acid binding.
UCAAUGAGUACGAGAGAGGUCAUAAUUGGUGACAAAUCAGGGGUUUAUGGUUAUGACGUGGAAACCAAAGUUCAAUCAUCCCAACGGAAGCUGCCUCACGAGCCAAGUUCGAAAAAAGCGCGUGCCGUGAUGCAUCGUGAGUUCUUGUCACAGGGUAAAACGGUCAAUAAGGAAUAUUACCUGCAAAUUAUGCGCAAUUUGCGCAAAGCAAUCCACAGAAAAGCCCGGAUUUGUGGAAAAACAAAAAUUGGCUUUUUUUUGCACCAUGAUGACGCCUCCGCUCACACAUUGUUGUUUGUGCGCGAAUUUUUGGUCAAAAACAACACAUUAAUAAUUCCGCAGCCACUGUAUUCCCCAGAUCAGGCUCCCUAUGACUUUUUCUUCUUCCCGAAAUUGAAGAGGCUACGCUACGAUUGCAGAGAUAAAGACGACACCCAAGAAGGAGCUGAACAAGAUCACAAAAAAUGAUUUUUUGAAGUGCUUCGAGGAUUGGAGAAAAAGUUGACAUAAGUGUUUAAUAUCUGGUGGGGAUUACUUUGAAGGGAACAAAAUAGAUACUCACGAAUAAAUAAAUAAUU